Molecule: messenger RNA, 3404 nt
Organism: Pungitius pungitius (ninespine stickleback)
Lineage: Eukaryota; Metazoa; Chordata; Actinopteri; Perciformes; Gasterosteidae
Gene: ankrd6b
Product: ankyrin repeat domain 6b
Exons: 15
Coding region: 68-2290 (740 amino acids)
Biological process (GO): positive regulation of JNK cascade; negative regulation of canonical Wnt signaling pathway
Cellular component (GO): nucleus; cytoplasm
Molecular function (GO): protein binding
Source: RefSeq, a predicted model, not a curated record
CCCCCCCCCUCCCACGACCACCCGGAGCCCCCGCGUCAGAGUGCGGCGGCAUCACUCGCCCCGCUUCAUGAGCCAGCAGGAUGCGGCUGAGGUCCUCGCACUUUCCGAGCGCCUCCUCAUAGCGUCGCACAAGGGACACGCCGACAAUGUGGUGCAGCUCAUCAACAAGGGCGCCAAAGUGGCCGUGACCAAGUAUGGCAGGAGUCCGCUGCACUUGGCCGCCUACAAAGGCCACAUCGGCGUCGUGCGCAUCCUGCUCAGAGCCGGCUGCGACCUGGACAUCCAAGACGACGGGGAGCAGACGGCGUUGCAGCGUGCCGCCGUGGUGGGAAACAGCGACGUCAUCAGCGCUCUCGUCCAGGAAGGCUGUGCACUGGACCGACAGGACAAGGACGGCAACGCGGCGCUCCACGAGGUGUCCUGGCACGGAUUCAGCCAGUCCGUCAAAGUGCUGGUGAAGGCCGGCGCCAACGCUCACGCCAAAAACAAGGCAGGAAACAGCGCUCUGCACCUCGCCUGUCAGAACGGCCACGCUCAGAGCGCCAAGGUGCUGCUCCUGGGGGGCGCCAGGCCCGACAGCAAGAACCACGCGGGGGACACGUGUCUGCAUGUCGCCGCCCGCUACAACCACGUCGCUGUGAUCCGCAUCCUGCUGGGAGCCUUCUGCUCCGUGGAAGAGAAAAACCAGGCUGGGGACACGCCGCUGCACGUGGCAGCUGCUCUGAACCAUAAGAAGACGGUGCGUCUGCUGCUGGAGGCGGGAGCCGACAGCCACAUCUGCAACAAUGCAGGUCAGACGGCUCUGGACGAGGCCAGAGAGCACAACAACCCAGACGUGGCCCUCCUGCUGACCAAAGCUCCCCAGGUGCAGAGUUUUGUGCGCGGCCGCAGUGCGAGGAAGAGGAGGGAGAAGAUGAAGGCGGAGGGCAGAGCUCAGUCUGUGCCCAGAGACGAGGCGCUGCCCUGUAAGGACAGUGCUGCAGACGACAGCCAGAGCAGCGACCGACCCGCCUGCAAACACGCCGAGGUCCCCGAGACGGCCAAGAACGGGAAGCGGAAGGACAAACCGUCUUUGUCCGAGCCGCUGCGCCGCAGAGACACCAGGCGCAGCGACGCCUCGCACAAGAGGAGGUGCAAGCCGCCAGGAGGCGACGUCCCGCCGCACAACUACAAAGCCUACCAGCUGUACACGCUGUACCGAGGCAAGGACGGCAAGGUCAUGCAGGCUCCUCUGAACGGCUGCCGCUGUGAGCCUCUCAUCAGUAAACUGGAGAACCAGCUGGAGGCCACCAAGGAGGAGAUGAAGACCGAAAUCCACACCGUCCAGGACCUGAUGAACAGCAAGAUGGGCCAGCUGGACCGCAAGAACAAACACCAGAUCCGAGCUCUCGACAAGAUGACGGUGGAGCGAGUGGCCGCGGAGAAGAGCGAGUGUCUGCAGAGGAUCGACCAGCGGGCCCUGCAGGAGAGGCUGGACGCAGAGAAGAGACAGCAGGCGUCCCUGGUCAGCGAGCUGAAGACGUGGUGUCUGUCCAAGCUGCACAGCAUGGACCUGCGGUCCCCCGCAGAGCCCGUUGGCGGCGGCGAGCUGCGGCGCUUCUCCUCCGCGGCCGAGGGCCUCAACAAAGAAGCCGAGGCAGCCGGUUCCACCGCGCUGCCCCACGACAGCCCGGCGCCUCCUCUGGACUCCAGCUCGGCCAGCCACUACUUUGUGGUCCACAUGGAGAGCUCUCCAGAUGCUCCCACUGCAGAGGUCAGCUCUCCUGCUGCCCCCCUGACCUCCGUCCAGGUGGUCCGGCCCAAGGAGCGUUCUGGGAUGUGUGCCGACGCCCAGAAGAACAACAACCAGGACCUGCAGGACCCCGGGACCGGGCGCGAGGCGAGGAGGUGCAGAUCCAGCAGCCUUUCUCCGGCCACAGAGCGCCGCUGCACCGGGGCCGAGGCCGGGCUCAGGGGGCGGGACCAAGGGAAACACCACAGGAAGCACAGCCGCAGCAGGACUAAGUCCAGAGGGGCCGCAGGGGCCAGGACUCUGGAGGUCUUUGGGGAGCAGCCCAGUGAGCCCUCCUUCGCUCAGGAGAGGGACAACAUGCACGCGCAGGAGGUGACGCAGUACUUCUUCGAGGCGGUGUCGGCGCAGAUGGAGCGCUGGUACGAGAGGAAGGUUCAGGAGGCGCGAUGGCAGGCGGAUCAGAAGGCUCAGGCCGACCGGGACGCUCUGAUGGAGAGGAUUGGGUACCUGGAGGACGAGCUGCGCAUGCUCAGGACCAACAGACGGGAUGACCGCUAGUGCACACAGUCCAUGUGAGGUUCUGGUGUCAUCGGACAGCUGGAGGACAGAUGUGUGUUCACUCAGCAUGGUUUUGUUAAAUAAGGGCUGCACAUAUUGGUGGAUGAAACGUUGAUCCGUGCACCAUGUUUUCAUCGUACAGCAACAUAAGCUGAGCGUCUGCAUGUUGACGUUAGAGAAGCAGGCCACUGAACAUUUAUGUAGAGCUUCAGUGAAUAACAUUUUAAACAAUCCCCACAUCAUUUGGACUGUGCUCUAAUUAUCGGCUCUCUUCAGACUCCGUAGAUUUAAACUAACGAGUCCACACAUCGGGGGUCUGUUCUCACUACGUCGUGGAUCAGAAGUUUUCAGGAUGCCGACGUUGAAGAUGAAUCAUGAAGAAAGCCGAGUUGGUUAGUUUUACACAUGGAUGUGAGUAAUGCACUGCGUGAUAGUAAGCAUUUUGUAUAAAGAUCAUUCUGAAUCUGUUUAUUGGUCCCUCUUUAAUACGUUUAUCAUUUACAUAUUGAGCAGAAGACACUGAGAAAACUAAUGGGAUUUAAUGAAUUCCUAAAAAAAAAAGACAUUGCAUAUUACUAUACACGUCAACAGAUUAACACACUAAUUACUUGACAAUUACUGUUAGAAAGCAUGUAGUUCUAUUGACGUGUCCUUUGCUGCCCCCCUGUGGAGAAACACCAAAAUACAAACUACAUUCAUCAAUUAUUGAAAGCUGAUGUUUUUAUUCUGUUCCACUGAAGUGGACUUUACAAAGAACAUUUUCACUUCCCCAAAACAGGUGACAACUGAGCCACAAUUAGAUGUCUAAUUGAUUUCCUUUAACUGGUGUAAAACUUAGCUUCUGCUGGUCAACAUGGUGUAAUAUUAUAGAAGUUGAAACAUAAUGCAAAACUGUAGAAUCCAUUAAAUAUUAAUAAAGCAAGAAAGUGUCCCAUGUGAGUCAGUUUCAUCUGAAAACAUUUUAAAAGUAAAUUUGACACAGUGUCAUUUGGUCAAAGAAACGAAAUAUUAUUGGAUGGUUGACAACUAAAAGGAUUCACCCUUUUUUAAAUGAACACGUUCUUCUGAUAAACAAUGUAACAAAAUAAAAACUUGUCUUGUUGGUCCUUUGAAA